Messenger RNA from Phyllotreta striolata, 6506 nucleotides. Lineage: Eukaryota; Metazoa; Arthropoda; Insecta; Coleoptera; Chrysomelidae. The record is from the annotation of a GenBank genome assembly.
CGUGCAUCGAGCGAGUCGUACGCGUUGGUGUGUGCUCCAAAAUAACUCACUUUUCUCAGGACUGACUCUCUUGCUUGGAUUAAUAUGGUUUUCGAAGUGUCGCACUAAACAUUGAUUUCUUUAUGUUUACCCACAAAUGCUGGGAUAUACUUCCUACAGGGACUGGACAGGACCGGGGUCUGGUGCCCAGCAGCAGUUAUCGGUCGUGACCACGGUGUGGGGAGUGAGCACCACGACGCAGUCGGGUCCCCACGGGGGCGCCUACACGGGUGGCCCGACACCCAACGCAAACCCCAGCUACCUUGGAGGACAAGCCGCCACGGGAAAGGUGCAACAAGGAGGCUACCAAGGGGGAUACAGGCAGAACAUACCUCCAGGAGGUUAUGGUGCAAGUAAUGUUAUGAAUGGUGGUGACCAAGGUUACGGAAGCGGAAACGCAUUGAGUACCGCAGCAAUGGUAGCCGCAGCCACGGCUACAGCCACAGCCACCGCCAGCGUGGUGGCGUUACAAGACAAUUCGCAAUUUAACAAUCAACAAUACCAGCAGGGCUAUCCGCAGCGCAUGAUGGGUAUGAACGGAAUGAACGGCAUGAACCCAAUGAAUAUGAAUAUGGGUGGAAUGCACAAUAAUAUGAUGAGCAAUAUGGGGCCUAAAAUGGGCAUGCAAGGCCCAGGACCAAAUUCAAAUUCUAUGUACCCCAGAAGGAUGACCCCUUACCCUUCGCCUGCGAUGCACAUGAAUCAAAAAAGCCGUUCGCAGCAAAAUUACACCAAUACGUGCCCCACCAUGAAUCCCAAUAUGAACCCAAUGAAUCCUUCCAUGAAUCCCAAUAUUAAUCCAAAUUUAAAUCCCUCUAUGAAUCCUAAUAUGAACCCUUCAAUGAAUCCUUCGAUGAACCCCAACAUGAACCCCAAUAUGAAUCCCAACAUGGCUGCAUCGAUGAAUCCUAAUUUUAACCCCAACAGUCAAUACCCUUACAACAAUACGAGGCAGCCGAACUUCAACCAGUACCCCUCACAACAAUCGCUGGGUCCUUCAAACAACUUCGCGCCUAACAAUAUGAUGUCCAUGGGCAACCCCAGGCAAUUGAGGCAGGCUACUCCUCCGUUCACAAACCAAGGACAAUAUUUCAACGGCGGUUCGAUGAAUCAAUUCCCUACUAACAAUUCUGGCCAGUACAACAUGAAUAGUAACACAAACGGUACGAACCAAUACGGUAACAGUUCCUCAGGACAAUUCCAGCAAGAUGUAACGAUGAGAAAUAACAUGAGUUAUCAACACAGCCCCAUUCCGGGCAAUCCUACACCUCCUCUCACUCCGGCCAGCAGUAUGCCGCCUUACAUCAGUCCGAAUCCAGACGUCAAGCCCAAUUUCAACGAUAUGAAACCACCUUUACCUUUGCAAAAUGAUGAAUUGAGGCUAACCUUCCCAGUACGAGACGGCAUAAUCCUACCACCGUUCCGGCUCGAACACAACCUAGCAGUCAGCAACCACGUAUUUCAGCUAAAACCAACGGUGCAUCAGACUUUAAUGUGGCGGCAGGAUUUGGAGUUGCAGCUCAAGUGCUUCCAUCACGAAGACAGGCAAAUGAACACCAAUUGGCCGGCGUCCGUUCAAGUCUCGGUGAACGCCACGCCGCUGAUGAUCGAUAGGGGGGAGAAUAAGACAUCGCACAAGCCUUUGUACUUGAAGGACGUGUGCCAGCCGGGCAGGAAUACCAUACAAAUCACCGUGUCGGCCUGCUGUUGCUCGCACCUGUUCGUGCUGCAACUCGUCCACAGGCCGAGCGUGCGGUCGGUGCUGCAAGGCCUUCUGCGGAAACGGCUGCUCACGGCCGAUCAUUGCAUCGCCAAAAUCAAGAGGAACUUCAGCAAUACCGGCGCGUCUAACAACGGGGCCGGCGAUAGGGACGCCGUCGAGCAAACCUCGCUCAAAGUGUCGGUCAAAUGUCCGAUAACGUUCAAAAGGAUAACGCUGCCGGCCAGGGGACACGAGUGCAAGCACAUACAAUGUUUCGAUCUGGAGUCUUACCUACAAUUGAACUGCGAAAGGGGUGCCUGGCGGUGUCCUGUGUGCAAUAAACCUGCGCAAUUAGAAGGCUUGGAAGUCGACCAGUACAUGUGGGGCAUCCUCAACACUUUGAGCACUUCAGAAGUGGAGGAAGUUACUAUUGACAGUUCGGCAAAUUGGAAAGCGGCUAAAGGAAACAUGCCAGGAAUUAAGAUGGAGGACGAAGGCAACGAUUCUUGCAGCGCCAGUAAACGCAAUAAGGCGAUGUCGCCGGGCAGCAUGACAUUACCGACCAUGAACAACUGGGAUAUGCAAGCCAUGUCGCCCUACCUACCUCCGGACAUGAACAGCAUCGCCAGCGGCUCGAUGAUGAACGGCGGCGGCUCGGCGGGCUACAGCAAUUCGUACUCGAGCAACAACGACUACUUGGGCGGCAACGGCCCAUUGUCGCACCUCAGCGAAUCUGUGAAUUCGCUGGACCCACUCAACGCGAUGGAGAAAAGUCUCAACGAACAGAUGCCUCAUACGCCUCACACGCCGCACACUCCUCACACGCCGCACACGCCCGGCGGCGGCACGCCCGGAUCGGCGCACACGCCCGGAGGCGGAACGACGGGCCCGCCGAGCGUUCCGCCGCCGUCGGAUUCUCACAACACCAGCAACGGUUCCACCAACGGUACUUCCAACGGCAGCAAUUCGAACGGCGCCGCGAACAACGACAGCUCGAUCUCGGAAAUACCCUCGGAUCUCAACUUCGACCCGGCAGCGGUCAUCGACGGAGAGGGAACUGGACAGGAGGCGUUGAAUUUACUGCCCGAUAGCGUCGAUCCAAUGGAACUACUGUCCUAUUUGGAUCCGCCGGAUUUGAAUACGCCGCCGUCGAGCGGCAGCAGUUCCGGUCCCGCCAACACGUCCACGAACGACGACAUUCUGGCCCUUUUCGAAUGAACCCCCAUAAGUAACGGUUAAUGCCAAUGCGGAGUAUGUUUUUGCGAAGGCCCCUUCGAUUCCAGAUCGCAAUGUUGUAAACGCCGCUCGAAUGUUGCUGGUGUGGUUUUUGGAAAAAUGUAUUCCAUUGCUGUAUAGUUACUCCGGCGCGUCGGUUUCGGUACACAAUCUUGGAUGUAUUUCAUGGAAAUUUUAUUUACGAAAGGAUUUUUUUUUGAUAAUCAUUUUGGUGUUUGUGUGUAUCGAAAAAGAUCCGCCGGGUUAACUAUUUGUAAACUGAGUUAGAGAGAAACUGCGUGACCCGUUCGUUUAAAAAGAACGCCGGAUUCCUAAUUUACGAUAAAAUGGCGUUUCGGUUCGAUCUCGCGUUAUUGGUUUACAAUGCAAAGUGAUUAGUCUCUCAUUCGACGUGUUCCCUUAUCUUUCUUUCUCAUUGCUCCGCGGGACAAUGUGAGUGAAACAGUGUGAUAAUCCUAAGGACGAUGAAUAAUGUUUAUCGUAUGUUAGAGUAUUUGAUGAAAAAAAGGUCUAAAUCAAAUUUAUAUUGUAUAAUUUGUACAUAAUGUUGAGGAUAAAUUCGCGGCAGAAAGAUUUUAUUCUAUUGGUUCGUAUAGAUGAAUGAGAAUUGGACAUUUUUAGGGAAAUGUUGCUGUUUUUCGUCGGACUAUUGGAUAAAUUAAAUGAAUCGUUUCAGUAUUUGAAAAUAACGCCUUUCACUUCGACUAAAGAAGCUAUAUUGAUGUAUUUUAUAUUAAAAUUUAUUAGUACGUUUAUGAUUAUUAUAAAAUUAUUGAAAUUGCAAAUUGCCGACAGCACAUUUAUUCUAAAAAUCGCUUAAAAAUCGAAAAUACUUGAUUUAGAGGGAUCGUUUCACAAUAUUUGUGAAAUUCGUUUCCUAAACGGUAUUUUAAGAAAAUGUUUUUACAGACGCGUGCAUGUACGAUCGAUUAUAUUACAUAAUAUUUUUCUUUUAUCAUUUUGUAAGUAUUAAAACGUGUCAAUGAAAUAGUAAUAUCGGGUACUUACUAGCUUAAAGUCAAUACAAAAUGGCCUGUUAUACAGUUUUUUUUAAUCUCUGCUCGAAACAAAUACGUUCACAGGGGAAAAUUGGGAUAUAAUAUAUUUUUGGAUAUUAGAAAUUUUUAUUGAAUAAAAUUUAAAUAAAACAUUGCCAGUAUUUGGAGCUAUUAUGGAUUAUUACAUGAUUAUAAUGCUUAAUUUGAUUUUAUGUAUUAAUUAUGAAAUUGCGAAGAGUGUUUUGUGUUUCUAAGCUCUUCCUAAAUUACAACUUCCAAAAUAGAGUUAAAAAUUUAAAAGUUUAAAAACACAGUUUAGUUUGUAUUCAAAAUUAAUUGCACAUUCUUCAUUUACUUCCGCAGGUAGGUAUUCUUCGAAUCUUCUUACCAUAUUUCUUUGAAAUUGGCUUUAAUUUUUAGAGUCUCUCUGGCUCUUAAUCUUCAUUUAUAAUUUUCGUAAUUUAUCAUUAUUUGUACGUUGUAAUCCUGUUUAAUUGAAUAUCUUCUUCACUCAAUUCGCUUAAUAAUUAUGCAGCAUUAAUAAUCUACUUAGUCCAUAAAUUCAGCUUAAGUUCGAAAAGUUAAAAUCGCAGAGGUACCACUUUAUACAAAUAUCAAUUUUUUUAUAAUCGCAACCAAUGGAAUAAAACAACCAGUUAAAUUCAAUAAACGAAAACGGCCAGUUUAAUAUAUUAUAUAAAAUAUAGUAUUAAUAAUUAAAACAAAAAUAUAGUUAUAGUAGAAAAUUUGGAACCAAAAUUUAGGUACCUACAUUUUAGGACUGUUCUCGGUCAUUUUUUGCAUCUCAAUGUGCAUAGGCUUCUUGUAUUAUUACGCUGUAAAGAAUUCUGUGAACCUUUUAUAAUAAGUCGGACAUGACACCUUAAGGAAGCAAAAUGCAGGGCUGCCUUCAGCAUUUUUGUCUACCUUCUCAGAUUUAUUUUUACAAAUAUAAAAUUCCCAAAUCGUAAUAACAAUAAUUUUUUAUGGAUGCAAUUGUCAGUUUGUAUUAAUACACAACAUUCCUGAACUUAGUAAUAACUGUUAAAUCAAGCAUUUGAGGUAGGUAUAUAAUAAUUCUGAGGGUGGCCUGAAGUUGUUUUGUAAGUAGCUUAAAUUUUAAACACAAACACCACAUAUAAUAUUUUUUAAAAAGAACUCUGACAAGACUGUGAUAUGAAGUUUAAGUGUAAGUAAUUUUAACAUAUUCAAUUAUUGUAUAUUAAACUAAUGAUUAAAAUUAGCGAAAAAAAUAUUAUGUUAUAUAGUGGACUUUGUGUAAAAUAUCGUUUAAAAUUCGAUGUGAUAGAAAAAUAUAUUUUUGGUGAAAAUUUGAUAGCGUUUUAUUUAUAUUUGAGGGGGGAUUUGUAAUCAUUUAGAUUGAAAAUCUUGCAGAACGAUUUUGUGUUUUAGAAAUGUCGACAAUCAAAAAUUGAUUUUUAUAAAAUGUCAAUUAGAAAUUUAUUAGAAUUUUAAAUUCGUUACUCUUCUGCAAAUAAAUAAGCUUCAUUUAAAUCGAAAUAAUUACAAAACGUCUCUCGUAUAUGUAAUAUACCUUAAACGUGUCUGUCUGUAAGCACUAUCUGAUGUAUAGGGUCCAAGUUCCUAACAGAAUUAAUAAUUUUUAAAGGUAACUAAUGAGAUAUAAAAUUAAUAUAUACGAGGUUCACAAGAAUUUUUCAUAAUUCUAAAUGCCAAUACAUACAAAUAUUAAAACUAAACUCAUUCUAAAGAAACUUAGACGAAACAUAGAUGUCAAUAAGCUGUAACAUUAUAAGUAGGGAAGGUACAGCUAUUUAUUUAAAGUUUACACACGUUACACGUUUAUUUGCGCCGACAAUCCAUUGGUAUUACAUAUUUCUAUAUUUAAUAACAUCGGGAUAGCAGGAAUAGUUUUACCAAAGGAAUUAUCUGUGUAAUAUUUACAUAUUACCACUGCAGUUGCUUCCAAAUGUAAACUUUUCAUAAAUAAAAACGGUAUAAAAAUACGCCAAUAAUUUUUUCCGUUUCAACGCUAUUCAGGAUUUGGGAUAAAAUUACUUUAUUGUAUUAAAUUAAUGGUACUUUAUAUAUUUAAUUUUUUAAAUACUUUGUUAUUAUGUAUUGCACACCCAACACCCUUCUAGAGCAAUAAUGUUGUCAAAUUAUGUAAUAACAUCGUUUGGUACACGUGGACCAAUUAAAAAAUGAUAAUAAAAUAGUAAUAAUUAAAUUCAUUUUUACAUAAUGGAUUUAACUAAUACGUGUUAUUAUCACAAUUCAAUUAUACAUUUAACUCGGGGAGUGUGAAGUGACAUUGGCUCAAAAUUACGUGAUAAAAUCUAUGGUUUUUUAAAAUUUGAUUCCAAUUAGACCAAAAACGAUUUUCACAUAUCAUUUACUUAUUUUCGGACCAAUAUAAAAUUAAUGUAUUCAUUUUUCAUCUCAUUUUCAAUAUUUUGAACUAAACAAUAGGAAAAAAUUGUGUAAAAUUAUUGGCAUUUUUAUAUUCAUUUUAUAUGAACAAAAAUCCUAAGUAUAUAGAAUAAAUU